AAAAAUUAUUCCUUUUUAGGACAAUUAUUAAAUAUUGGAAAAAAACCCUCUGAAUGUUACAAUAACCAUGUUUCGACUGAAAGAAUUACAAAGCCAACGCUUCAAACCAUUGACAAAUUUUUAUCGUACAUACAAAUCUGUUACUGGUGUACAUGGCCUUAAACCACUGACUAAAGACAUCAAGGAGCAAGAUCAAGAUCUUGUCAAAGUCAAAGACUGUUUGAAGCAUUGCCAAGUACAAAAGAUUAUUCAAACAUAUAGAGAGGAAGGCUUUAAAUAUGCCACAAAGGAUCCAUUGGGAAUGUUAAAUAGAGAGACCAAACUUUCGAACUUGAUAUCUCAUAAAUUAAGCGAUAUAGCAAUGACUGAUGUGUUUGACUUACAAGGAAUGCUUCAACUUGGUGAUGCUCAGAAAGCCACAUUUUGUGAUAUUCAGAGACAUUUAGAAGAUAUGUAUUGUGGAAAUAUAUCAUUUGAAGUUAGCCAUAUGACUAAUAAAAUUGAAAGAAAUUGGUUUUAUGAAGUUGCAGAGCAAAAACAAAAAUAUAUUUUAGAUAAUACUUCAAAAAGAUCCAUAGCUGAAGAAUUGCUAAAAGCCCAGGUAUUUGAGAACUUUCUUGCAAAGAAAUUUCCGACAUUAAAGCGUUAUGGUGGUGAAGGUGCAGACAGCAUGCUUUCGUUCUUCAAACAGUUGUUUUCUGAAUGUGCAAAAGGUGAUGUAGAAGAUUUGCUAAUAUCAAUUCCACAUCGUGGAAGACUUAGUUUACUAACAGGAAUGUUAAAUUACCAACCCUCACAAUUGUUUAGAAAGAUCAAGGGGAACCCAGAGUUUUCAACAGAAUACAAAUUUGUUGGCGAUGUGAUCUCACAUUUAACUAAAUCAACAGAUCUUUAUUUUGACGAUAAAACACUACAUGUAACUAUGGUUCCAAAUCCUUCACACUUAGAAGCUAGUCACCCUGUGGUGUCAGGAAAAACAAGGAGUAGACAGUUAUCAAAAAAUUAUGGUCAUUAUGGUGAAAUGAAUGAUGUUGACAAGGUUGUAAAUAUUCAUGUGCAUGGGGACGCAGCUGUAGCUGGACAGGGUAUUGUAACUGAAACAUUAGCAUUUUCAUCACUGCCCCAUUUUGAUGUUGGUGGAACCAUUCAUCUGAUUGUCAAUAAUCAAGUUGGUUUCACCACACCACAGGAGCGUGCAAGCACGUGUGAUCAUUGCAGUGACGUUGGCAAAAUGAUUGGAUGUCCAAUAAUUCAUGUGAAUGGCGAUUAUCCUGAGGAAGUUGCCAUGGCAGCGACAAUAGCGUUGGAUUAUAAAAAAUUGUAUCAUAAAGACAUCUUUAUCAAUAUGCACUGCUUCCGACGUUGGGGACAUAAUGAACUGGAUGAUCCAACUUUUACCAAUCCGUCCAUGUACAAGAUUAUUGAUCACAAGCAGUCGGUCACUGAUUCUUUUAAAGAGAGACUCUCACAAGAAGGUGUUUUGAAUUUGAAUGAAUCGGACAAUAUUAACUCAGCUUAUGAACUGUUCUUGAGUGAAGAGAUGAAUAAGUCUGAAAAUUUUCAACCAACUUGGACUCCAUUUGAAGGUGUUUGGGGUAACAUGAAGCAAGCAAAUCAUGAAAGCACCACUUUAUGGGAUACAGGAUGUGAAAUUGAUCUGUUGAAAUUUGUGGGUGCACAAUCAGUUGACAUAGCAGGAAAAGUAUGCGUUCAUCCACAUUUGGAGAAAACUCAAUGCCAAAGCCGCAUGAAAAAAAUAGAGUCUGGCUUGAACAUUGAUUGGGCGACGGCUGAAGCUCUAGCAAUCGGUACACUAUUGUUAGAAGGCAAUCAUGUGAGAAUUUGUGGACAGGAUGUUGGACGAGGUACAUUCAGUCAUCGCCAUGCUAUGUUUAUUGAUCAAGAAACUGAAGAAAUCUACAUUCCUCUCAAUCAUAUGAAAGAUGAACAACACCUUUUGGAGGUUGUAAACAGUCCACUCUCUGAAGAGGCUGUGCUUGCUUAUGAAUAUGGAAUGAGUAUUGAGAAUCCGAAUAACAUGGUGAUAUGGGAGGCUCAGUUUGGAGAUUUUUUCAAUGGCGCACAAAUUAUAAUUGAUACCUUCGUAUGUAAUGGUGAAGCAAAAUGGCUUCUUCAAAGCGGGUUGGUUAUGUUGUUACCUCAUGGUAUGGACGGAGCUGGACCUGAUCACUCGACAUGUAAAAUUGAAAGAUUCCUACAGUUAUCAGAUAGCAGUGAAACCUUGAUUGAUGGUGACGAUGUAAACAUGCAGAUUGUGAAUCCAACCACGCCUGCGCAGUAUUUCCACGUGCUUAGAAGACAACAAGUACGAAACUUCCGCAAACCGCUAAUAGUUGCAUCUCCGAAACUAAUCUUGAGGAUGUCUAAAGCUACUUCAUCUUUGUCUGAAAUGACUAACGGGACGUACUUUCAACCUGUCAUUGGUGCUCAAGUUGAAGCCAGUACGGUUGAAAAAGUAUUAUUUUGUUCCGGAAAACAUUACUACGAAUUGGAGAAACAUAGAGAAAAAAUUAAGAGGGACGACAUCGCUAUUAUUAGACUGGAGUCUCUUGUACCUUUCCCUGCAGAAGAAUUAAAAGAAGAACUACAAAAAUAUCAAAAUGCAAAAGAUUUCAUCUGGUGUCAGGAAGAACAACGUAAUCAAGGAGCUUGGUCAUUUGUAAACCCACGGUUUAAAAAUCUUCUCAACGUCAAUCUUACCUACUCUGGUCGCGAGGUUCUUGCAACGUCAGCAAUUGGGGUUGGUAAAUGGCAUACUAUGGAGUGCGAACAACUCAUCAAAGAUAUUUUCAGUUGAUCAAUUUUUGGCGGAAACAUUUAAAUAUUUGAUUGGCUGAUGUAAUUUCCCGCAGAAAAAACAUUUAAAGCGCUUUGGUUGGUUGAUGUAGUUUCCGCAGAAACGUUUUAAACGUUUUGAGUGGCAGAUGUGAUUUCUCGCGAAAACAUUUUGAUCGCUUUGGUUGGCUGAUGUAAUUUCUCGCCAACGAAAGUACUGUUGAGUACUACUAAUACCGGAAACAUCGAUGAUAACAUUCGAAAAAAUUUCAAUUUUUGUGAUGAAAAUUUUUGUAUGAAAAUUUUUCUGUUUUUACGGCAAAGUGUAUCUUUUAGAUGUUUAUAUUUCGUUUAUCAACAAAACAGAAAGUUUAUUAAAAACAAUUUUUAAUUCGGAAUAAUUUUAUAGAUAAUUGUGUAGUUUUUUCAGGAAUCUAUUUGCUUCAACACCUUUGUUGAAAAACUUUGAAAUUUUCAUUACAAUAUAAAACACCUCAAAAGUCAUAUAAGACAUUUUUAGUUGCACGGUACCAGUACAGUAUCGGUAAAAGCAUUAGGUGCCAUGCAACUUACUGAGCAACUCUAGGUGCAAAAAGGUAUUUUUUCUUAGGAACCUAAGGCAUGACUCCAAAAAUGGGUAGCUUAUAAAAAAACGUUUGUGAAUGCAUCUGAAAUGUUUCUAAGCAUGUUUUUAAAGUGAUAGAGAAUAUAUCACCAUUACAUAAAAAUCUCUCUCUGGAGAGAGGCGGUCAUUUUAUUUCAUUUUCAUGAAAUCUUCAGUAAUCAUUGAAAUUGCAUUAAUGUGUUUCUGUGUCUGUUAUUAUGUCAAUAAUAUAUAUUUUAUAUGAAGAUUAGGCGAAACAUAACUUCGUCCAUUAAAAUUCGUGUGGCGCAUGUGUGUGGUCACUAAAUUUUUACAAUUUCUGGCGAUCUGGAAAUUUACCAUGUGCAUACUGCGCAUACCUAGAAUAAACUUUGUCCUAAUUUAAGGGAAUUAAUUUUCGCGGAAAUUAAUUCCUGUAAGGUAUUAAAAAUUUAGACUACGAACCAAAUUUUACUGUUUUUUUUUUUUUUUUUUUUUUUUUUUAAAUUUUAU
This is a messenger RNA of Hydractinia symbiolongicarpus, 3892 nucleotides long. Its product is annotated as 2-oxoadipate dehydrogenase complex component E1-like. Gene Ontology annotation, molecular function: oxoglutarate dehydrogenase (succinyl-transferring) activity; thiamine pyrophosphate binding. The record is from RefSeq and is a predicted model, not a curated record. Lineage: Eukaryota; Metazoa; Cnidaria; Hydrozoa; Anthoathecata; Hydractiniidae. Bases 68 to 2818 code for a protein of 916 amino acids. Gene Ontology annotation, biological process: tricarboxylic acid cycle. The transcript is spliced from 23 exons.